This is a messenger RNA of Metopolophium dirhodum (rose-grain aphid), 2591 nucleotides long. RefSeq names its product histone H4-like. NCBI's taxonomy places the organism in Eukaryota, Metazoa, Arthropoda, Insecta, Hemiptera, Aphididae. Gene Ontology annotation, cellular component: nucleosome. The coding region runs from base 1 to 438 and encodes 145 amino acids. The transcript has a single exon. The record is from RefSeq and is a predicted model, not a curated record. Gene Ontology annotation, molecular function: protein heterodimerization activity; structural constituent of chromatin; DNA binding. Gene Ontology annotation, biological process: nucleosome assembly.
AUGGUUCCGAUUGGUGGUUCGGUGUCGAGAGAAACGGUUAAAAGGGACUGCGACCUGAAGAAAAGUAUCAGUCAACGUUCAGUUCACAUCCGAGCAAGUUGUCCAACACUAUUUCCAACAUUCAAAAUGACAGGACGAGGCAAAGGAGGAAAAGGUCUGGGAAAAGGAGGCGCGAAACGUCAUCGUAAAGUGCUCCGUGAUAACAUCCAGGGAAUCACCAAGCCCGCUAUCCGUCGGUUGGCUCGCCGAGGCGGUGUUAAACGUAUUUCCGGUUUGAUCUACGAAGAGACCCGCGGAGUUCUGAAGGUAUUCCUGGAAAACGUGAUCCGUGACGCAGUCACAUACACCGAGCACGCCAAGAGGAAGACCGUCACCGCCAUGGACGUCGUGUACGCUCUCAAACGACAAGGUCGUACUCUGUACGGUUUCGGAGGUUAAAUACUUGCUUCUGAAGUUUAAAAACAUCUUAAAAAGGCCCUUUUCAGGGCCACCAUAUGACCAUAGUAUAUCGUUUAUAAAACCUUAGAAUAAAAGAAAACAUUCCGUUCAAGUUGGUUAUAUUCGGUGGCGACAAUGAUAAUUCCCAAUUUGUUUAAGAAAACACGCGGAAUAACGUUCCGAAUAUAAUAGAUUAUCCAUAAUAUUGUUCUUUGAACGUUUUUCCAUGAUUACAAUUGAAAUACUACCCUAAGUCAAAACAUAGAAAUAACCGUUACGUUGGUAACCGUAAUCUUGUUAUGAUAUUAUUGCGGGACUUUGAAUUCAAUAUUACAAAAAAAGCUUCAAGAAAUAUAUUUUUCGAGUCAAUCAUUGCUUCUUCCAGCCCAGGAUAAUGUUGUAAUAUUAAUUGCUUAAUCGAGUUCUAAAGCUAUUAUUCUAAUGAUAUUAUCGAAUAAAUUGCUGCCUGGUUUGGUUUGGUGAUCAGUUGAUUAUUUUUUGUGAAUUCCAGUGGUGAUUUACUAUUUCACUACGUCAUUCGUUACGUGAACCUACCAUGAAUAAGCCACGAGGUUUUUGUUUAAUGAUUUAUUUUUAGAAUGUUUUUUUUUUUCGAAUUUCAUUGUAUACAUUAUAAUUGUUAUAUAUUGCAAGAAACAUCGGUUCCCAUAAUAUGAUAGAGUAACCAUGAUGACCAUGUAUAAUAGUAUAGGUACUAUAAACACGAUAGAUAUUCAUAUUAUUAAUAGCCGUUGUGCGGGUAUUACCGUCGAUAACAAACAAUUUGGUAAAAACAUUCUAAAAAUAACUCACCAAUGAAAAACCUCAUAGAAUGAUAUUGAGAAUACUGGCAAAAAGGGUGUCCAAAAACGUAGAAAAUGUAAAUUAUUGUUGUAAGAACUAAAAUUCAGAAAAUUAGUUUCUAUAGAAAUACCGGGACGGGGAAUAAUAAUAAUAUCUCGGCGUAAUUAAAUGUCAUUAUAAGUUAAAUCAUUGAUGCGGUUAUAAAUAAAAUUUCAUUUGGGAAAUUCUUAAUUAUAAUCCAUGGUUUUAUUUUAACUAAUUACAACGAAACUUCGAAUUAAAAUAUUAAUUGAGGGCAUUGCGUGAAUUUUUUCAUGUACUUUAUCACUUGUAAGACGGAGACAACAAUUAAUGCGUGUACGUACAGGCCACGACGUUGCGCAGGUGAACUGUAAACAAUUCACGUUCAUUUUUUUACUUUUUUUUUUUUACUUUUCGUCUAUCCAGAUAUAACGCGAUGAGACUCCUGAACACUUAUUUGCAGUUGUUAAUACGAUUACUUGUCUUGAGGUCGAUCAGCACACGUUUUAAGAUUAUUUAUUUAUUUUAUUUGAAUUUUAAAAAUUUUGGAAAAUAUUAAAUAUUUAAACAAAAUCGAUAGGAGUUUAGGAACGAGAAAAUGUGUUGUUAUCGAUCUCAAGUAAAUAUAUUAGUGUAUUCAAAUCAGUUUUCAAAAGUCUCAUCACGUUAUCCGGUCCAUCGGUAGGUCUGACAAAAAGUGCAUACAAAUGAACAUAAAUUGUUGCAAAUUUGCACUGAGUUUCGACCGAAGUCCUCUGACAAUGUGUUAUUAUAAUUGUGUAUUCAACAUGAUUUCGGUUAAGUACGAUGAAGACGAGAUUUAUUGAUAAAGUCUGCCUCGUUAAAAUUUCAGGUAGAAACGCCGGUGACACCGUGCCGUAGCAGAGUCCUAAAACCUUCAUAUUCGAACAGCCACUGUUCGUCGGAAAAUCGGUCGAUUGGAAAUCUGCAAAUUCUAUGGUCUCGGGAAACUCGUGGAGAAUUCAUCCAAAAUAUUUUUGUCAAUUUUCGACUGGUUUCAGUCAUACGACAGACCUUCAAAUACGGUUUACGAAAACGCGGUCGGAAGUGUGGAAAUAACGACUCGUGGUGGUUUCGUGGUACUGGGUGGCGAUGCAAUAAUCAUUGGCGAUCGUUUAGAAUUUAGUUAGCUUUCCAAAAAGUUCAAAGCCAGAUUUUUACCACCAUUUCCCGUUGAGAUAUUGUGAAAAACGAUUGUACAACCGUAGCUCGGACGACGACGCGAAUCACACUGGUUUACUAGUUGGCACGGUGCACUGUAUAUAUUUACACAUUUUUUAACCCGUUUGGUAUCACCGCAGUGAACA